Corvus hawaiiensis (hawaiian crow) is the source of this 8977-nucleotide messenger RNA. RefSeq names its product immunoglobulin superfamily member 10 (gene IGSF10). The transcript has 7 exons. Lineage: Eukaryota; Metazoa; Chordata; Aves; Passeriformes; Corvidae. The record is from RefSeq and is a predicted model, not a curated record. Gene Ontology annotation, molecular function: protein binding. Bases 302 to 7681 code for a protein of 2459 amino acids.
UGGGAACGUGCGGCCGGUCCCGGUCCCGGGGAAGCGCCGAGGGUUUGUGCGAGGGAUGCGAAAUGAGUUAAUUUUGCUUGGAAUGGUUCCUGGCGGGGAAGGAGCUGACGUGUGGAGACGCCGCCGGGGGAUGAGCCGCCGGCGGAGUCGGGAACGCUCCGCACAACCGGGCCAGGUCCGCGGCUGGGAUACACGGCGGGCACCGGCUGCAGCUCCCCCGGCUGCUCCCUGCGGAAUUCCAGCUUUUCCUGAACCCGUCUGCCCGCCGCUGUCGGGGAUGGCAGCGUAGGAUCCCCGCAGGAUGGGGGCCCCGCGCAGGGAACGGCCCCGCUGGCUGGGGACCCUCCUGGCCGCCUGCCUGGCCACCCUGCCGGGCAUCAGCGCCUGUCCCCGGCCCUGCGCCUGCCACGGCUCCGCCGAGCUCCACUGCACCUUCCGCUACUUCACUGCCGUCCCCCCGCGCAUCCCCCCGGACGCGCAGCGCAUCAACCUGGGCUACAACAGCCUGCGAAAGCUGAGCCCCACGGACUUUGCUGGCCUGGAGAAACUGGAGUUACUGAUGCUGCACAGCAAUGAGAUCAACAUGAUCCCUGAGAAGGUGUUCAGUGAUUUACGUUCACUGCAGGUCUUAAAAAUGAGUUACAACAAGGUCAGAGUGCUUCAGCAGGAUGUAUUUUAUGGCCUGAACAGCUUGGUACGGCUGCAUAUGGACCACAAUCAAAUCGAAUUUGUGAAUCCCAAUGUUUUCUAUGGACUCACUUCCUUGAGGUUGGUCCACCUGGAUGGAAAUUUACUUCAGCAGCUGCAUCCAGACACUUUUGUCACCUUGCGCUAUAGUCAAAUAUUCAAAAUAUCCUUCCUGAAGCACAUCUCUCUGUCUGACAAUGUGCUGACUUCACUUCCACAAGAAAUGUUUUCCUACAUGUCAGAGCUCGAGAGCAUUUACCUCCAUGGAAACCCCUGGUCCUGUGAUUGCAGCCUGCAGGGGUUUGCUGAGUGGGCACAGGAGAGGCCAGAUGUUAUAAAGUGCAGAAAAGAGAGAAGUUCUGGCGUCCAUCAAUGUCCAGUCUGUGCUAGUCCCAAAAAUCAUAAUGGGAAAAGUUUAGUGGAUCUUCCUUCUGCAUCUUUCACCUGCACUAAGCCAGUCAUCCAUGACUCCCUGAAAUCCAGAAACCUCACGGUGCCAGACGAUGGGGAUUUCAGUUUCGUGUCUCCCAAGGAUCUAAUAGCUCCGAUAGGAUCUGUGGUUUUGAAUAUGACUGACCAAGCAGGAAAUCGAGGCAACUUGGUUUGCAAUGUCCAGAAACCUAAAGAAAUGUCUCCCAUCUCAUUUGACAAAAAUGGCAACAGCACAGUCCUCAAAACCUCGUUCUCAGCAUUCCUGGUGUGUGGCAUCGAUUAUGGACACAUCCAGCAGCUGUGGAGCAUCCUGGCAUUGUACAGCAAUUCUCCCUUGAAACUGGAGCAAACUGGGCGGACAACUGACCUGCCUCUUAUUAGCUACAAAUAUAAGCAGAUCUACAGUGAGAAAGAUGAACUUUUCACCAGUAUUGAGGCUGACCUGCAAGCUGAGCCAGCCUGGCUGAUGCAGAGCAAAGUGUCCCUGCAGCUGGACAGGACAGCCACCACACUCAGCACGCUGCACAUCCGCUACUCCACCGACGCCCAGAUCAGUUUGCCCAGCGAUGACAAAAACCAGGUGAGAAAUAACUGGGCCAUCAUUUCCAGGGACAACAGCACCCAAACAGAGCACACUGUGCUAGUUGGGGGCACCGUGGAACUGGGGUGCCAGGCAGCUGGGGAGCCAGCUCCUGCCAUGGAGUGGAUAUUGGCUGAUGGCAGCAAAGUGCGAGCUCCCCAUAUCAGCGAGGAUGGGAGAAUCGUAGUCCUCAAAAGCGGGACGCUGACGCUGCGGACGGCUGACGUGUUUGACACGGGGCUCUAUCACUGCAUCAGCACCAACCGCAACGACGCCGACGCGCUCACGUUCCGGAUUACGGUGCUGGAUCCCCACGUGGAGCACAACGGAGUGAAUGGAGCCCAGCUGCCGACGGCUCUCGGCAGCACGCUCCACCUUCCCUGCACAUCCACGGCCGCUCCGGACGCUGCCGUUACCUGGGUGUCACCUGAGCACGCGAUUCUUCGUCAGUCUGUAGGAAACAAACAUAUUUUUGCCAAUGGCACCUUGAGAAUACAAGGGGUGACGGAGCGAGAUGUGGGCUACUUCCGAUGUGUUGCAGCCAACCAGUACGGUGUCGAUCUUCUGGUUUUCCAAGUGCUAAUGAGACAGGAUGAAACUGCUCUGAAGAAAAACCACGGAGCUGUGGGAGAGUGGGAAGAGGGCUCUGGCAAUGAACUGCUGCACUCUGCUGCAGCACAGAGACAUCCCUCAGCCACUCCAGCCACCCUGACAGCUCGUGGGCAAUCUGCUGCAUCAGCAGCCAGCAGCCAGGGCGCACAGAGCGCACGUCAGAGGAACAGCCACGGGAAAAUGCCUCACUGGCCCUACGGAGACAGAACAGGCAGGCGGUUCAGGGGACACAGGAGACAGUUUGUUUCCUCAGGCAGGAGAGUUGAUCCACAGCGCUGGGCAGCCUUGUUGGAGAAAACAAAGAGGAAUUUGACAGUGACAGACAAACAAGAAGUUGCAACAGAACCACCCAUUCAAGUCCAUAAGCUCUCAGAGGAACCUGAGGAUGAGGAGGAGGCAUCUGGUGAUCUCAUAUCUCCAGAAGAAGAAUUCAUGAUACCAGCAACAGAGAGACCCCCAGUAUCUGCUCUGGGCAGAGCAACAGAACUCGCAAUCACUGCAGGGCCCGAGCAGACCGCGAACCCCACUCCUGCCAGGAACACCUCCCUCCUGCUCACAGUGUCAUUAACUCCCCUACCCUCACCUCUUCCACACACUGUGGCACCGGGCAGCAAAAGGCCACAAACAUAUCCAAGCCCUACAGACUCAUGGGAAAGAUCUGAUUUGAGUCAAAUACCAGCAAAUGGUGUAAAACAAUCAAGUGUAUCAAGUGGAACAUCCACACUCUUCCCUGCUGGGCAAAACUCAAUAUAUUCUGGGGAAGUUAAUAACCAGCAUCUAAAAUCUGCAUCUGUGACACCCACGACAGAAGCUACAGGCACCAGCAAGGCUGUGACUCCCCAAAGCACAGCAGACAAGUUACAUAUUUUUACUGAGUCUAUUGAUAAGGUUUCCACCAAACCAGAUCCCCAGGUCCCUGUGGUGACAGUCAAUGCACCAAGCGCUGAAUUUGGCCCCAUUUAUUUUCAUAGUACUCAGAAAGGAGGAACCCCUAAGCCACCACUGGCCUCAACUUUCACCACUCGUCAGCAAAUUCGGGUGAUCCAGGACCUUCCAACUCAUCCACCCCAGCUCCAGCAGCACCAUGGAAGACGAAGGAAAAUUUCUGGUCGGAGACGAAUUGUUAGACCAGGACGUAUCCCAAGUAUGAAAGAGCACCGCUACAAUUUUGGGACACCAGGGUCUGCCCGAGGAAGUACAGCUGUGGCUACAGGUGUUCAACUGAAUACGAACUAUGUAUCAAAUGUACCAACCGUAAAUAACUUAAGCAGUUCCAUCAAUCCAUUUAGCCCAGAAGCACCCCCCUCCACCAUGAAUAUGCCAUUGGAGCGCCCCAUGGGAGCCCAUCAAAACACAGCAUUCCCCAGGGAAGAGGAAAACAAACGUAGUGCAAGGCAAAAAGCUGCUACCACAGGCACAUCUGUCACUGCAAAGGACACUGCCACUACUGCAACCAGCGGAUUGGGUGCAAUGGGUUUGAAGCCAACAGGUACACUCGUUACUACUCCUCAAACUGACACCAGACUCGCCAAAAGUAAAAUAUUCAGAGUGGGAGGAAGGAGAGGUCAGAGGAAGAAGAGGCCUCCUAAAGCACCUGCCCCACAGCGUGUGGCUACAGUUACAGCGCCAGCUGUGCCUCCAAGCCUCACACCCGCAAAACCUCUACCAGGGAGCGUCAGUGCAGUCUCCAUGGCCAAAACAUCAGCACUGUGGAUCCCUGGCACCCCCGAGGCACCGCAGCACAGGCCCACGGCAGCCACACAGACGUCAGCAAUGCUGGGCACCUGGAGGAACACCCAGACAGCAACAUCACUGCCUGGCAGUCUGACUGCUCAGAGCCCCAUCGUGGCACUCCAAACCACACCAGGCACACAGAGGAACACCCAGCUGGCCACAUCACCACCCACUAGUGCUGCCCAGACCCCCACCAUGGGUCUCCAAACCUCACCAUGGCUGGACGAGCCUCCUGGUGCCACAAGUGCCCGACCUGCUGCAGUCAGGGCCACAUCAGGGCCAGUACCUGCUCAGCACAUCAGAGCCACUGCCACGGCAGGAGAAAAAUCCUACCUGAAAAUGGGGGAGAAAAACCAGGCAGCACAGGCCACAUUCCCAGCAAGAACCGUGCCAAGCGCUCCCGCUGCAGUCACUGCUCCCAGCACUCGGCACCCCUCUCCUCUGCCAGCCCCGACCGCAGCCGUGCCACCUGCACCGAGCGCCAGAGCCUCCUCGCCUCCGCGGGGGGAUGCCGGACGCCAGCCCGAGCCACCUCCCAAAGGCACAGAGCGGGGGCCCACACUGCAGUCACCACAGAUCGCAUCUCCGUGGGGCAGGGACAAGGACAGCUCUGUCAGUGGCUGGUCUGAAAGAAGAGAUCAAGAAACUGCCACCAUCCCCAAUCUCAUCACCUUAGGUUCUGCAAGCAGAAACCAUUUUUCAAAGCCCAGAAUAGUCGGAGGGAAAUUGGCUGCUUUCACUCUGCUGGCGGAUUCCGAUGCCUUUAUUCCUUGUGAAGCUACUGGGAAUCCCCUUCCAAUAAUACAGUGGACAAAGAUAUCAUCAGGGCCCGAUGCUCCGGGACGCCGCGGUGCCGGCCGGUGGGUGGUGCUGGCCAACGGGACGCUGUCCAUCGCCCGGGCGCGGCCGGAGGACGGCGGGCAGUACCUGUGCACGGCGGCCAACGCGCACGGCGCGGCCCGGCUCCUGGUCACCCUGUCCGUGGUGGCCAGCCCGCCCCGCAUCGCCGGCGGCCGGCAGCGGCUGCUCACCGCGCACUCCGGGAACACCGUGGCAGUGGCGUGCAGGGCAGAGGGCAGGCCCCCUCCCACCAUCUCCUGGCUUCUGGCAAAUCAAACCCACCUCGUCCCCUCCUCCACGGGAAACGACAGAGCUCACGUGGAACCGGACGGCACUUUAGUGAUCCGGGCAGUCACUGUGUACGACAGGGGCCUCUACACGUGCCUGGCCAAAAACCCUGCGGGCACCGACACGCUGGCUGUGAAACUGCAGGUCGUUGCAGCCCCUCCCACCAUCCUGGAGGAGAAGAGACAGAGCGUGGCAGGAAUGAUGGGGGAAAGCCUGAAACUCCCUUGCACAGUGCAAGGGAACCCUCAGCCCAGCGUGCACUGGGUCCUCCCUGACGGCACGGUGGUGAAACCUCUGCAGUUGGUACACACGAGGCUGUUCCUGUUCCCCAACGGCACCUUCCACCUGGGCAGCAUCGCCCCUUCCGACAGCGGCAACUACGAGUGCAUAGCCACGAGCUCCACGGGCUCGGACAGGAGGGUGGUCAGCCUCGUGGUGGAGCGCAGAGAAGUACUUCCAAAAAUAGCCAUCGCCUCUCAAGAACUGACUCGGCUGAACUUUGGGGAGAGGUUGCUUCUGAACUGUACAGCAACUGGGGAGCCCAAGCCCAGGAUAAUCUGGAGGUUGCCCUCCAAGGCUGUUGUGGACCAGUGGCACAGAAUGGGAAGUCGGAUCCAUGUCUACCCCAAUGGAUCCCUGGCUAUUGAGGCAGUUACAGAAAAAGAUGCAGGUGACUAUCUGUGUGUCGCAAGAAACAGAAUUGGAGAUGAUCUGAUACUGAUGAAAGUCAGCAUCACAAUGAAACCAGCCAAGAUUGACCACAAACAGCAGUUCAAGAAACUGGUGCCAUAUGGGAAGGGUUUCAGAGUGGACUGCAAGGCCUCCGGGUCGCCCACACCGGAAAUAUCCUGGGGUCUGCCAGACGGGACGGUGGUGAACAACGCGAUGCUGGCGGAUGACAGUGGGCACAGGUCUCGCAGGUACGUCCUCUUCAACAAUGGGACUCUGUACCUCAACAAAGCUGGAGUGACAGAAGGAGGAGAUUACACGUGCUAUGCCCAGAACACUCUGGGGAGGGACGAGAUGAAGAUCCACGUCACGGUCAUCGUGGCAGCCCCUCAAAUAAAGCACAAUUACAAGACAUACAUUACAGUGACAGCUGGAGACACAGCACUGCUGGACUGUGAAGCUGCUGGAGAACCCAGGGCACAGAUAUUCUGGUUGCUGCCUUCCAGUGAGAUGAUCUCCUCGUCCACAGACAGGCACUCCCUGCACGCCAACGGCUCUCUCUCCAUCAGCCACGCCAGCCUGCUGGAUGCUGGGGAGUACAUGUGUGUGGCUCGGAAUCCUGGCGGGGAUGACACCAAACUGUACAAGCUGGACGUGGCUGCUAAACCCCCCAUCAUAAAUGGUUUAUACAGGAACAAAACGAUCAUGAAGGUGACGGCAGUGAGGCACUCGAAGAAACACAUCGACUGCCGGGCAGAAGGGACACCUCCUCCUCAGAUUAUGUGGAUCAUGCCCGAUAACAUUUUCCUAACAGCCCCAUAUUAUGGGAGCAGGAUUGUGGUGCACAAAAACGGGACACUUGAGAUUCGGAACAUCAGGCCCUCAGACACAGCGGAUUUUAUCUGUGUGGCACGUAACGACGGGGGAGAAACUGUGCUGGUGGUGCAGCUGGAAGUCACAGAAAUGCUGCGGCGACCAGUGUUCAAAAAUCCUUUCAACGAAAAAAUAAUAGUAAAACCUGGGAAAACUAUCACACUGAACUGUUCUGUGGAUGGAAACCCUCCCCCAGAUAUAAGCUGGAUGCUGCCCAACGGCACGUGGUUUUCCAGCAGCAUCAGGACAUCCCAGUUUUUCACAGGAAGCAAUGGGACCCUGACCAUCAACAAUCCUGAAAGACACCAAGCCGGGCGCUACCGCUGUGCUGCCCGGAACAAGGUUGGCUAUAUUGAAAAGCUCAUGGUCCUGGAGGUUGCCCAGAAGCCCAAUAUCCUCACCCGCCCUGCAGGGCUGGUGAAGGGUGUCAGUGGGGAGCCUUUGUCGCUUCACUGCCUGGCUGAGGGGAGCCCCAAGCCCAGGAUGGUGUGGACGCUGCCAGGGGGACGUGUGCUGGACCGGCCGCAGGUCAGCGGGAGGUACCUGCUGCUGGAGAAUGGCACCUUGGUCAUUGGGGCAGCCUCGGCCCACGACGCCGGGAAUUACGUGUGCAGGGCCCACAACGAUGCCGGGGACUCCUCCCUCAGCAUUCCUGUCACGGUCACAGCCUACGCCCCGCGGAUCGUGGGCAGACCCCCCCCAGCCAUCCACACCAUGCCAGGGGCAGCAGUCCAGCUCCACUGUGUAGUGCUGGGGAUACCAAAACCAGAAAUUACCUGGGAAUUACCUGACCGCUCCACACUCUCCACAGCUCGCCAGGGCUGGGGAUCUGGGGGCGAGCUGCUUCACCCCACGGGCACUCUGCUCCUGCAGAAUCCCCGACCCUCCAAUUCCGGCACGUACAAGUGCACAGCGAGGAACGCCCUUGGCACUGACACUGCAGUAACGUAUAUCCACGUCAUCUGAAGCCAGAAAUGCAGCAGGAAUGGUGGUGAACACGGGCUGCAGCUGGACUGAGGUCAUCCUUGCAAUGACUUUAAUCAAAGGCAGCCACAAGCAUGUGCGUGCCUGAACACGUCCACAGCAUUCAGGCUGCAGUGACUGGGCAAAAGGAGGGAGGAAGGGGAAAAUUAGCUCUAGCAUUAUUUGCUAGCAUUGGAUCUCUCCAUGUUCAGGGGAUUUAAAUGAAAGCAAAAUUAAGGCACUUUUGCUCUGCAAAGUAAUAGCAAAUAUUGACUGUCAAACAUGGUAAUUUUCUGGAAAUGUGCCCAGAGAGCUCUUGUAUGGACAGAGUUUUUCAUCAGUUCCAUACUGCCCACCUUGUAUGACUGUCGCAAGCAUGGAUCAGAGAGGGCAAGGACACCUGGGAGCUGACGAGCAGGUUUACUGGGAUGCAGAUUACCUUCUUACUGUGUUUUAAUAUUUAGUAUGUUUUUAAAAUAAAUACUCAAUGAUGUAACAAGUAGUGAAGUAUUUUUAAUAGCACAGCAGUGGUUGCCACAGUCUUUUCUGCAGAGCUGUGGGAUGACACAGAACAGCUCAGUUUGGAACAAGACAGGAAGCUCUGCUCAGUACUGUUAAGCCAAUGCAUACAGACUGGGUGUAGAACCAGUCCAGCCUGGCAUCGCUUUUUUAUUGUCACAAAAGCAUUUUUUAAAGAUUUCUCAAUAGAAAAAAAAUCACAUCAAUUUGAAUCUCAAUUUAGAAUUGUGAUUCCUCAGUUGAGCAGCCAGGUAGGUUCAAGAAGCAAAUUGAGUUAGUACAAAGCAGGAAAAAAGUAUUACCAGAGUAUUUUAAAUGCUCCAGCAUUUAAAGUUCCUCUUGCAAAAUGAGGGCAUUGAAAAAGAUUUGUAUAGAGUAACUCCUAAAUUACAUAAAAUAGUAAUAAAUUCAUUCUGCUUUUUCAACUCUCAACACACGCAAAAUGAUACCUGUUUGCAGAGGUUUGAAUAACCACGAUUUGUUUGUGGUGAUUUUGGUUGAUAGCUCGCCUGUUUUGCACUCAGCUGAUGAUGCAGUGCCUCACCCAGCCAAGGCCUCCCCCCAGGAUGGGGAAUACCUGCCGUGCCUCACUGGCAGCUGGCACAGGAAACAGGAGGCGAUGCCAUCCAAAGGGCAGCUGGCUCCAGGACAGCUGAAACUGCCGGAAGGACGUGGGGGCUCUUCCAUCCUCGUGCAUGAAAGCUAGGAUGAGAUCUGGCACUGAUGGCAUCGGGUGGGACAUGGGGUUCACCUGCUGUGAGGCUCUGCCAGCACUCAGAG